Messenger RNA from Cucumis melo (muskmelon), 645 nucleotides. Its product is annotated as flowering-promoting factor 1-like protein 1. Bases 37 to 372 code for a protein of 111 amino acids. Gene Ontology annotation, biological process: regulation of flower development. The record is from RefSeq and is a predicted model, not a curated record. Lineage: Eukaryota; Viridiplantae; Streptophyta; Magnoliopsida; Cucurbitales; Cucurbitaceae. The transcript has a single exon.
UUCUAAAAAUAAAAAUAAAAAAAAAAUUAGAAAAUUAUGUCGGGCGUUUGGGUGUUCAGAAACGGCGUCGUUCGGCUGAUGGAAAACGGCGGAGGCACUGCGGCGAAGGGCGGUCAGCAGUCGCAACUCCGGCGGAAAGCGCUGGUGUUCAGCCCGACGGCGGAGGUGAUGACGUCAUACGAAGCGUUGGAAAAGAAAUUGGUGACGUUGGGUUGGGAGCGGUAUUACGAUGAUCCAAAUCUGUUGCAAUUUCAUAAGAGAUCGACGGUCCACCUUAUUUCUCUCCCGAAGGAUUUUGCUAAGUUCAAAUCCAUGCAUAUGUACGACAUCGUCGUCAAAAAUCGAAACCAUUUCGAAGUUAUAGACACUUAAAUUUUUAAUUAAACUCAUUUUUAUAAUAAUAAUAAUAAAAAAAAAAAAAGAAUUACUAUUUUUCUUUUGAAUUAUUCAACGUGAGGGUUACGGUUUUGAUUAUAUGUUGAAUGUAAGUUUAUAUGUUAUAUGUGUGAUUUAUAUAUAUUUUGUCGGUCGUUUCUUGUUCAAAUACUUGUUGAAUUUGGAUUUAGUUGUGUGUGACGAUGUGUGAGUUUGAAUAGUUGCUAUGAUAAUUUGUGUAGAAAUUUUAUGAAUAAGAUGUUUUUUUUU